CCGCCAACGAAAAGAGGGCUACAUCAAGAAGCUCGAGCAGCAGGUUCGCGACUUUAUGGAGAUGGAGUCCCAGUAUAAGCAGCUCCAGUCAGAGAGCUAUGCGCUCCGCGAAUACGUCAUCCACCUGCAGUCGCGCAUGCUCGAUACCCAAGGCGAAUACCCCCAGCCCCCGCCCAACGUCAACCUCAACCAGCCCCCACCGCCUCACCUCGCACAGGGUCCCCCGGCGCAUCAGCUUCAAGGCACCGACGCUAUUCCCGGCUCGCAGCCGCCCCACGCCGUCCCUGAGCAGCAGCAACAGCAACAGCAACAGCAGCAGCACAGCAGCAGCAUCAGCAACAGCAGCCGCCGCCGCAGCAGCCAGAGCCCGUCCAGCAGCAGCCGCUCCCAGCCGCCACCGCGCCACCGCCCCCGCCAACGAACGACUCGGCUGUCGGCACACCCCUCGAGGCCGUUGCGCAAGCCGUCGCUGGUCUCGCAGCGCAGGAACAGAUGGCCGAACGCCAAAACUACCCAGGCGGCAAGGACUAUCGCCCGGACGCGGACAUUGAGAUCAAGGCGGACAUGGAGACC
Messenger RNA from Verticillium alfalfae VaMs.102, 573 nucleotides. RefSeq lists its product as hypothetical. Lineage: Eukaryota; Fungi; Ascomycota; Sordariomycetes; Glomerellales; Plectosphaerellaceae. The coding region runs from base 99 to 551 and encodes 150 amino acids. The record is from RefSeq and is a predicted model, not a curated record. The transcript is spliced from 2 exons.